Manis javanica (Malayan pangolin) is the source of this 456-nucleotide messenger RNA. NCBI's taxonomy places the organism in Eukaryota, Metazoa, Chordata, Mammalia, Pholidota, Manidae. The record is from RefSeq and is a predicted model, not a curated record.
UGGGUGCACUAACACUGGUACAUAGGUGCAGGCCGGUGUGUCCUUGGGACUUAGAGAGUGGGACGUCUGGCUUGCGAAUGGGAACCUUCGUAUGGAGUGCGAAGAAAGAGCGGUUUAAAAAUGGGUGACGUUGAGAAGGGCAAGAAGAUAUUUGUUCAGAAAUGUGCCCAGUGCCAUACUGUGGAAAAGGGAGGCAAGCACAAGACUGGGCCAAACCUCCAUGGUCUGUUUGGGCAAAAGACAGGUCAGGCCCCUGGAUUUUGUUACACAGAUGCCAACAAGAACAAAGGCAUCACCUGGGGAGAUGAGACACUGAUGGAGUAUUUGGAGAAUCCCAAGCAGUACAUCCCUGGAACAAAAAUGAUCUUCGCUGGCAUUAAGAAGUCAUCAGAAAGGGCCAACUUGAUAGCUUAUCUCAAAAAAGCUACUAAGGAGUAAUAAAUAAUAAAUAAAUAA